UCUACGCACCAGUGCGGCGCGAUGGGUGUCUCUGCUUCGCUCUCAAACACACAUUCACACUUACGUGUCCGGAGUGUGGUGUAUUGAUCUGAUCUGCAGGUUUUGUUUGCUAAUGCUAUUGCGCAAAGGAUUGAAGAAAGACGGUAUGUGUGGUAAGAAAAGGGAAAAGAAGCAGCUAGCUAGUUAACUGUAGCUAGCUAGCUGGCUAGCUACUUUUUGAAAGCAGACAAGGCAGGGAAAAAAACACUUUUUACUCACAAGAUCCUGGGAAAAGUGGGUGAGGAAAGGGAGAAAAUUUCAGGGGGAAACUGAUGUGAAAAGGAAACCGAGAGAAAAAGGAACAAGCAGGGAAGGAGGGGAGACGCAGAGUUUUGAACCAGUGUACACAUCGGCGAUUUCUCUGGCCCGGUUUCCCGCUAUACGAGUCAUCAUGCCUCGCUCAGAAUAAUCAGGGCAUCCGCCAGCACCCAGGAGCGGCUGAAUCUCCCUCCCACUCCAUGCUCCCAGCCCCCUGGCCGGCCCCUGCCCCUGCCUCUGCCUCGGGUCCCGUGCACGCUCCUCGGCCCCGGCUGUCAGGAUGCUGGGUCUGUGCUGGCGCCGGCAGAAGUGCAGUGCCGUGACCGCGCUGUUCGUGCUGGCUGCCUGCGCAGCCUGCGCGGUGGUGGUGCUGCUGCUGUCCCGGCUGCACGAGUGCACGGCGGAGCUGCGCGCGCAGACGCAGCGCUGCAGGCAGCAGCAGGAGGCCCUGACCGCGCAGCUGCAGGUGGUGUACGAGCAUCGGUCUCGCCUGGAGAGAUCUCUCCAGAAGGAGAGAGGAGAGCACAAGAAGACAAAAGAAGAUUUUCUGGUGUACAAGUUGGAAGCUCAGGAGGCCUUGAACAAGGAAAAGCAGGAUGCCAUGAACAGAUACAGUGCCCUGAGCUCUCAGAACAGUAUCCUCAAGAACCAGCAUGCAGACCUGCGCAGCCAGCUCCAGUCCCUGCAGACGGAAAAUGGAGAGCUGCACUUGGCUCAGCGCAGAGCGUUGGAGGAGUGUCAACACCAGGGGGUGCUGCAGCGCACCGAGAGCCAGGACCACAUAGCGUCCCUGCAGGACACCGUGAUGAAGCUGAGGGAGGAGAGCAAGCUCAUGAGGAAGUCUCACCAGGAGGUCCACUCCCAGCUGCUGAGCGCCCAGGCGCAGCUGGAAGAGUUCCGGCAGCUCAGACAGGCCCUGCAGAAGGUGCCGGGGCUGAGGGAGCACUCGCUCAUCCAACAGCAGCCUGAUACAGAGAAACACACCGACUCCAAGAUGCUUGAUCUUAAGUCUUCCAUAGGCCCACUGAUUGCAAGGCCUCCAGUAGGAUUGGGACUGGGAAACACCACUCAGCCCAGACAUCAAGAACAGACUGGGAUUGGAAAAGAGCCUCAAACUGUGGUGACACAUCCUCCCAUCAGCAAAUCCAAACAAAAGACUCAACAAGAAGUUCUGGAUGAUGGGCUAGCUAGAUUCCGCUCAGCCAAUCAGAAGGACCCUGUGGUGAUUACUGUGGAAAAAAGGGCAGGUGAAGAAGGACAGGACCAAGGAUUGGACAGCUGGAAUAGUAUAAUCAAGAAAAACAAUUACAACCAGAGACAGGACCCGAAUUCUCUCUCAACCAAUCAGAGGCCACCGUUCAACCACUGGCGAGACGCUGAGACCAAUGACAUGAAGACAGAAAGGCCGGAAGAGAUAAAUGAGGACAAAGAGUUGGAAGACAUUCAGGAUGAUGGGGAGCUGGAAAUUGACACCUUAGGGGAGGAGGUACCACAGGGCCAGGGAAUCAUUGCCCAGGAACCCAUGGAGAUUGGAAGAAUGGGAGAGACAGAGGAUCAGCUGGAAGAGGAAGAUGAGGAAGAGGAGGAAGGAGGAAACGAAGAAGAAUAUUAACGCUCACAGCUUCCUUUGGCCUUUCAACAACCUGCCUCUUCUCACUUCAUUUGUACCACUUUCCCCUCUUCUCUUUCCUGUUACCUUCACCCCUCUUACUCUCUCACAUGUUCCCGCUCUCUGUGUCUGUCUCUCUCUCCCUAAAGCAUGGCCACGUGUUUAGUACAAAACUUCAGGGAAUAAAGUUGCCUUGUCUUCCCCCCCUCUGUCCAUUGCAGGGAGCAGUUGAUAGCUGGUAUUGUGCCUUAUUGGACUAGACCCAAAGUUUCCUUGGGAUGAAACCAGUUUAUCCAUGUGAAUACACCAAAACAACUGGUGUUGCAAUUACUAAUAUUCUGACUGUUACAUACAGGUUUAUUUGAUUUGAAAAUGAAUCUCUUUUUUUGUACUCAGUAUUAUAAACCAAUGGUUAGUCCAUGCUCUGUGCAUUUUUAUACUGUUUUGAUAAUAUUUGUCCUUCAUUAAGGAGCCAUAGUGUGUUAUAAGAAUUUAAAAUAUACUUUGUGUUGAUAGGGUUGACUGGCUUUUCCAGCAAAUGAAAGCGCUGUUGUUAUUGAUACUGGUUUACCCAUGGGUAGUGUGAACAUACAAAAGGGCCAUGCAUGAAAGGGCCAACAUGCCAACAU
This is a messenger RNA of Megalops cyprinoides (Indo-Pacific tarpon), 2535 nucleotides long. RefSeq names its product Golgi integral membrane protein 4-like. Gene Ontology annotation, cellular component: Golgi apparatus; Golgi membrane. The transcript has 13 exons. NCBI's taxonomy places the organism in Eukaryota, Metazoa, Chordata, Actinopteri, Elopiformes, Megalopidae. The coding region runs from base 578 to 1909 and encodes 443 amino acids. The record is from RefSeq and is a predicted model, not a curated record.